Molecule: messenger RNA, 804 nt
Organism: Microthlaspi erraticum
Lineage: Eukaryota; Viridiplantae; Streptophyta; Magnoliopsida; Brassicales; Brassicaceae
Source: the annotation of a GenBank genome assembly
AUGGAAAUGGCGGAAGGAGAAGGAAGUACAGAGGAGACGUACGACGUAGACAUCGCGACCACCGCUUCUUCACUCGGCGGCUCCGUCGUCUUCCAUAUCAUCAAUGAUAUCGUCGGUUUCGUCCUUUAUAUGCACCAGCAGAUCCCUUCGGUAUUGCAAGAUAUGAGUCUUGAAUUUGAAGGAUUGCAAACAGAAUUUGUGGAUUUGGAGGCGAAUCUUGCACAAGCGGAGGUGAAGCCGCUGGUCAGAAGAAAGAUCGUGAGUAGAAAAAGAGAGGUGAAGCAAGGAAUUAAGAAACUGCAGAAACUGAUGAACACAAUCUCCAGUCUCCGGAGUGCACUGCAGUUAAUGAUCCGUGAAGCUCCUGGCAUUCAGAGAGUUGUGUUGAUUCUUGGUGGGAGUCCAUUGCGGCCUCAAAAAGCUUAUGAAUUGUUAUUCACUCACAGUGAUAAUGUUCUGUGCUACGAAGGUGACUUUGCUAAAUCCAAAGCUGCAGAUGCACUUUCAAAGAAGACUAUCAGAGCACUGAUCUCGACAGGUGCUGGAUCAAUUUCCUGCCCAGGUCCAAUGAGGCUAUUCAUAUUGGUUCAUGCUCCACCUUCUUUAAACCUUCCCCAACAUUUCCUUCCUAAACGUGACUUCAGAUAUAACAGAAAGUUUGUGCCUCUAAAGCUGCGAAUCAAGUGCAGAACUCAAGACAACGAGACAAGCUCUCCUCUCAACUCUGAAACAACUGAUCUAAUAUGGUUUCAGUGUAGACAUGUAAUAAAGGGAUUAGCUUUCCAGCAACCAGUUGAAGAAUAA